Messenger RNA from Oncorhynchus gorbuscha (pink salmon), 1632 nucleotides. RefSeq names its product trimethyllysine dioxygenase, mitochondrial-like. The coding region runs from base 268 to 1527 and encodes 419 amino acids. The record is from RefSeq and is a predicted model, not a curated record. The transcript has 7 exons. Lineage: Eukaryota; Metazoa; Chordata; Actinopteri; Salmoniformes; Salmonidae. Gene Ontology annotation, biological process: carnitine biosynthetic process. Gene Ontology annotation, cellular component: mitochondrion. Gene Ontology annotation, molecular function: trimethyllysine dioxygenase activity; iron ion binding.
AAGGUCCACGAAACCGGAAUUACAGCCAAAUCACUGUGCUGCUAUCAACAGUUGACUGGAAUCCACACGAGAUCUGUUCUGUGAGCACUGUAUACUCAGAUUAUCAAACCAUACGAGUUGAUUUGUUCUCAAUCAAAGCAAAUUAAGUAAAUCGGCGAAUUUAUCAUUUGUGCAGGAGUCUCUGACGCGAAUAAUCCACAUCAACUGCUGUAUAUAAUUGUGCAUCUGUCCAGUGUUUCAUCUAAACCGAUUUUACAUGAACAGAUAAUGGCUUUGUCUCGGGUGUUUUUCCGUUUACAUGGCUAUUUGCGACCCAUAUCGAAAACACAGGCUCCUUUGGUCUCCCGACUCAUACGGACCCAGAAUGAAGCGAGGUAUUGGCAGUGUACUGCUGCUCCACAGUCGACGAGUUGUCGCUGGCAACUUCAGGAAGAAUGCCUUGAGCUCAGCUAUGGAGGACUUGUUAUGCACUUUGACUAUGUGUGGCUACGGGAUCAUUGCCGCUCUGCCUCCUGCUACAACAGCAAGACCAACCAGAGGAACCUAGAUACGUCACAUGUGGAGCUGAACAUAUGUCCCGCCAACACCAGGGUGGAUGAUGAGAAUCUCUUCCUCACAUGGCCCGAUGGUCAUGUGACAAAGUACAACCUGAGUUGGCUGGCUCAGAACAGCUAUGAGGGACAGAAGCAGAGUGCCAUGCAGCCACGCAUCAUCUGGAACUCUGACAUCUAUGCCAAUGCCAAGGUGUCCCCUGCCAAUUGGGACAAGUUUAUGACCUGUGACGAUGAACUGAAGAAGUUCCUCAGGAACUUUCUGCUGUAUGGCAUUGCUUUUGUGGAGGGUGUCCCACCAACUGUUGAGGCCACAGAGACUGUUACCCAGAGGGUCAGCCUCAUCAGGGAGACUAUGUAUGGCAAGAUGUGGAACUUCACUUCAGAUUUCUCCCGAGGAGACACUGCCUACACCAAACUGGCCCUGGACUGUCACACAGACACCUCAUACUUCCAGGAACCUUGUGGGAUCCAAGUGUUCCAUUGCCUUAAACACGAGGGAACGGGAGGAAGAACACUACUCGUGGAUGGAUUCUAUUCUGCAGACCAAGUACUCCAGAAGACACCUGACAACUUUGAGCUGCUAGCACGGGUGCCUAUCAAGCAUGAGUACAUUGAGAAUGUCAGCGACCACCGCAACCACAUGAUAGGCAUCGGCCCUGUGCUCAACAUGCAUCCCUGGAACAAUGAGGUGUACAUGAUCCGAUACAAUAACUAUGACCGGGCAGUCAUAAACACUAUCCCCCAUGACGUUGUCAAUCGAUGGUAUGUGUCUCACAGACAGUUGACCACAGAGCUGAGGAAGCCAGAGAAUGAGUUGUGGGUCAAACUGAAGCCUGGAAAGGUUCUCUUCAUUGAUAACUGGCGUGUCUUGCAUGGUCGGGAGUCCUUCACAGGCCUGCGGCAACUGUGUGGCUGCUACCUGACCAGAGACGACGUCUUGAACACUGCCCGCUCCCUGGGUCUGCAGGCCUGAGUGAAGAAGAGUCUCCAGCCAAAAGCUGCAAUAUUUUGGAGAUAAAAGCUGCAGCCCUGCUUCUUCAGAAUACCAUAUUAUUAAAUCAAAUCAACAACAAAAAAA